AUGCAGAUAAAAUUAUAUUUCAUAAUUUAUGGUACAUUAUUCAUUCCUCAUUUUGUUUCAGCUGAUAAAACCUGCCUGGAAAAACAGAAGCAGAUCCUCACCCUCCUCUACCGUCUGAACCAAAAUUCUGAAUUACCGGAACAUAUCGAGAUUGCGAAAAAUUUCUCUCCAUUUUGUGCACAAAACAUCACCCUUUAUUUGAAAGAAGGAGUUAUCGAGGAAUUCCACAAGUACUGGAGAUACGGCCCCCUUGCCAAAGGAGCGAUUUUUUCAAUUUUUGAAGUGAACCAUUUACAACAAGCUAUAGCUCUGAGUAGAUUGUUGUUCUUCGCCAAGGAUUACGAAAUAUUUUACAAAACAGCUUCGUGGGCCCGACAAAAUGUUAAUGAGGGUUUGUUCGUUUAUUCUCUCUAUGUAGCAGUGGUUCACCGUUCCGAUACCAAAGAAGUCAUGCUUCCACCACUCUAAGAAAUCACUCCUCAUCUGUUCUUCAGUGCUGAUGUUAUCAACAAGGCGAAAUAUUAUAAGCAAAUUCACGACUCGAACACGAACAAUCAAAGUAAUGGAUACAAGGGAUAUACAAUCGAUUCUGAUUAUUCCAGUAAUUAUUUGAACCAAGACGAUGAACAAUCUUCUCUGGCUUACUAUCUGGAAGAUGUUGGUGUGAAUUCCUUCUUCCGCGACUUUCACAACCACUUGCCGUUCUGGAUGAACGGUACAGAGUUCGGAUGGAGCUUCACUCUACUCAGAGGUCGCCUGUUCUACUUGUUUUACCAGUACAUUUGGGCCCGUUAUCAAUUGGAACGUAUCCCAUUGGGACUAGAUGAUAACGAAUACCUUAACUGGGAUUUGCCGGUAACCACCCCAUUCACCUCGAAUCUGGAAUAUCCCAACGGAAUCCCCUUCCCUAGUAGACCCAAGUUUGCCAAAUUGCAUGAAUACUUCUAUAAUUAUGGACAGUCUAGGUGGACUCAGAACUUUGCUGGAUUCAGCUAUAGUUUAGUGAAUGACUUCGAAAGACGAAUUGCUGAUGCCAUUGAAAGUGGCGCAAUAUGGAGUGAAUCGGAAAACAAGUUUGUGAAAGUGCAGUCCGAUGAAUUCUUGAACGUCCUUGGAAACCUAAUCGAAACCAAUCGGGAUUCACCGAAUUCCCGUUAUUACGGACCCAUAUGGUUCUUCGCACGAUAUCUUCUUGGUUAUUCCAUCCAGACCUGUGACCAGAACAAACUAGUUCCAUCCGCACUAGAACACUACGAAACCUCAUUGCGUGAUCCAGUGUUCUACAAACUCAUUAAGAAACUCGUUGUAGUACCAUUCCAGAGAUAUCUGUCUCGCAUACCGCCUUACACAGAAACCCAACUUUUGUUCCCAGGAGUGGAGAUAACCAAAGUCAAAGUGGAUCCUCUCAUUACCUUCAACGAACCUUUCUACUCCGAUUUGAUCAACUCUGUCUUCUACAAACCGAACGAACCCUACGGUGACUUCCUCGUGCGAAUUAGACAGAAUCGUCUCAACCAUGCUCCGUUUGAGAUCAAACUCAACGUCAAAUCGGACAAGCCGCAGAAAGCCAGCGUUAAGGUGUUGUUGGGGCCGAAAUAUGACAGUAAAGGACGUUCUAUUGGACUCUGCCAAGGCCGUCUUAACUUCGUCCUUUUGGACCAUUUCACCGCCGAUCUCAAAUCUGGAGACAAUAUCAUCAGUCGCAAGUCUUCGGACAACGAGUUCUAUGUUCCUGAUAAAGUAUCUUUCUCCGAAUUAUACAAAAAUGUGGAAGUGGCUCUCAAAGGUGAGAGAAAUUUCACUGUUGAUCUGAGACAAAAUUUGUACGGAUAUCCACAAAGGUUGCAGGUGUAUGCGAAUAAGCCACAAACCACAGCGGUUUUCAAAGCCAACAUUACCCAUGCCAUCGGUCAAAUUCAGCCUGAUUUAUGCGCCAGUGUCAUGGAAAAUUAG
Messenger RNA from Leptinotarsa decemlineata (Colorado potato beetle), 1953 nucleotides. RefSeq names its product hexamerin 70a-like. NCBI's taxonomy places the organism in Eukaryota, Metazoa, Arthropoda, Insecta, Coleoptera, Chrysomelidae. The record is from RefSeq and is a predicted model, not a curated record.